This is a messenger RNA of Blepharisma stoltei, 633 nucleotides long. The record is from the annotation of a GenBank genome assembly. Lineage: Eukaryota; Ciliophora; Heterotrichea; Heterotrichida; Blepharismidae.
AUGUUAUCAUCACCAAAAACAACAGCGGGCACCCUUGAAUAUUAUGAAGACUCUGAAACUUCCAAAGCCUCCUCAAAUACGAGAAUUAAUGAAGACUUGAAAUCUCAAGAAGAAUUCCUUACUCCCUGAUAAAAUUAUCACCAUUGCUCGAUCAAAGAUGAGCACUAAAUACUAAAAAAUUUCUAGAAAAAAAUGACAUAUAAAUAUUUUAUUAAUUUAAAAUUUUUAUAUUGUAUUGUUCAUAUAAAAUAUUUUUAUGUACUCGAAAUAGAGAUAGAGUAUGGUGUGGUGUAUAUUAGCAAGUAUGCUAGAAAUAAUAGUGAAAAAUUUUUAGAAGUGAUUACAUGGCAUAAUUUCUAAUAUUCAUUACUAUCAAAAUAUGUAUUUAGAAUUAAGCAGUUAGUAGGCCAGGCUCUAUGCUUUACUAUUUGAAUCUUUUAAUCAAAGAUAUUUCUAAUUUUCGCAGUUUUAAUAGUGUCGUUCGAUCAAGGAUGAGGAGUUAGCUUUACAAUCCGAAGAAUUCUUCCUCCUAUUUUUACAGUCAAAAACGAAGAUAAUGAACUUCCAUUCGAAGCAGAGGAAGCUGAUCUAUUUAAAGAACUUAACAACCAAAAAAUCUGCAAUAUUCAGUAA